This is a messenger RNA of Chelmon rostratus (copperband butterflyfish), 8714 nucleotides long. It is a transcript of the gene slc12a2, whose product is annotated as solute carrier family 12 member 2. Gene Ontology annotation, biological process: sodium ion homeostasis; chloride ion homeostasis; cell volume homeostasis. The coding region runs from base 530 to 4021 and encodes 1163 amino acids. The record is from RefSeq and is a predicted model, not a curated record. NCBI's taxonomy places the organism in Eukaryota, Metazoa, Chordata, Actinopteri, Chaetodontiformes, Chaetodontidae. Gene Ontology annotation, cellular component: membrane. Gene Ontology annotation, molecular function: sodium:potassium:chloride symporter activity; ammonium channel activity. The transcript is spliced from 27 exons.
AAAAGAGUGGAGCUCGAGGACAUCUCGCGAGCCCCCCCCCCUCAGAGGGAGCCCACCCUUCGGUGAUGCCGACUGCAGUGUGUAUAAUAGCGGCGAGGGAAGCUCUGGGAGUCUAGGAGGAGCUGCGGCAAGGUUGAAAACAGCAUCCUGCCUUGAACAAGAGGAAGUACAGAGGUGGACGGGAUUAGGUCCGGCGGUUAGCGCGUGAAGGUAACCGGGACAGUUUGGAUUUACUGCCGCGGAAGAAGGAGGAAGAGAGCGGCUGAAAGUUUCCAGCCUGUGUGUUAGCCUCAUGUUCCGAGGCAGCUAACGAGCUAUCCUUCACCACUAACUUACCGCUCUCCUCACGGCUGCCCUGCGCCUUUUCUCCCGGGCACAGCAGCGUGUUCGUCCCUCUACAUUGGAAGCUAGCUGUGCGUUUGUCACGGAGCACCUCCGGGGCUUUCACGCUCCUUCCAGUUAGUUUUGCGCGCCGUAGCGUGGCUUCCCCCCCCCACACGGUUUCACGUUCAUUUGUGUUUUUUGUGCCAUGUCAGCGCCAUCCUCCGCGCCUUCCGCCCCGGCAGAGAGCGCCGCGACGGAAACUGAUUUUCUAGCGCCGGAUCCGGCGCUGAGGCCGCCCGGUCCGACGCCUAGCCAGAGCCGCUUCCAGGUGGACCUUGUGGCUGAGGCAGCGGGCGCCACCGAAGAUAAGUCCCCCAGCUCCGACGCAUCCACCACCGUCCCAUCCAGCGAUAAGGCAACUCCCACCGCUUCUCUCGAUGGUCCCGGUGCUGAUCCAGGAGCGGGCGGAGAGGAAGCCAAGGGCCGGUUUCGGGUGGUGAACUUCGCGGAUCCGAGCGGAGCGGGAAGCGCGGCCUCUUCGGAGGCAGCGCCGGUUGAGGGGCUCCAGAACGGCGACACGGUGAUGAGCGAGACCAGCCUGCAUUCAUCCACGGGGGGCCAGCAUCACUAUCACUAUGACACCCACACCAACACCUAUUACCUGAGGACUUUUGGCCACAACACCAUCGAUGCCGUGCCCAACAUCGAUUUCUACCGGCAGACAGCAGCCCCACUGGGGGAGAAGCUCAUCAGACCCACCCUGUCGGAGCUGCACGACGAGCUCGACAAGGAGCCGUUUGAGGAUGGGUUUGCCAAUGGUGAUGAGCUGACCCCGGCCGAGGAGGCUGCUGCUAAAGAAUCAGCCGAUUCGAAAGGAGUGGUCAAAUUUGGCUGGAUCAAGGGGGUGCUGGUCCGCUGCAUGUUGAACAUUUGGGGUGUGAUGCUCUUCAUCCGCAUGUCAUGGAUCGUGGGUCAGGCUGGAAUUGUUCUCUCCUGUUUGAUCGUUGCCAUGGCUACCGUAGUGACAACCAUCACCGGCCUCUCCACCUCUGCCAUCGCCACCAACGGAUUUGUACGAGGAGGUGGAGCAUAUUACUUGAUUUCGAGGAGUCUGGGCCCAGAGUUUGGAGGCUCUAUUGGUCUGAUCUUUGCGUUCGCCAAUGCAGUGGCUGUUGCCAUGUAUGUCGUUGGCUUUGCAGAAACUGUAGUGGAACUUCUCGCCGGAGCAGAUGCCAUCAUGACAGACGAAACCAACGAUAUCCGAAUCAUUGGCACCAUCACUGUAAUCCUUCUCCUCGGCAUCUCUGUGGCAGGAAUGGAAUGGGAGGCCAAGGCCCAGAUCUUCUUGCUAGUUGUCCUCAUCACAGCCAUCAUCAACUUCUUCAUCGGGACCUUCAUUCCCGUCAAGUCGAAGGAAUCUGUGGGCUUCUUUGGAUACGACAGUUCAAUCAUGUGGGAAAACAUGGGUCCGAAUUUCCGAGAAGAAACGUUCUUCUCUGUCUUUGCCAUCUUCUUCCCUGCAGCCACUGGUAUUCUGGCUGGAGCCAACAUUUCAGGAGACCUUGCUGACCCACAGCUGGCCAUUCCCAGAGGAACCCUUCUGGCCAUAUUGAUCACAGGAAUAGUCUACCUGGGCGUUGCUUUUUCAACAGGCUCCUGUAUCGUGAGAGAUGCCAGUGGAAAUAUGAAUGACACACUCAGUUCUCAGUUCAUGGCGAACUGCACAGAUGCUGCCUGCAAAUUUGGCUAUGACUUCUCUUCCUGUAAGAGCGAUAAAGACGGCUGCCGCUAUGGCCUCCAUAAUGACUUCCAGGUGAUGAGUGUGGUUUCUGGUUUUGGGCCCAUCAUCACGGCUGGGAUCUUCUCUGCCACGCUGUCCUCAGCUCUGGCCUCUUUGGUCAGUGCACCCAAGGUUUUUCAGGCUUUAUGUAAGGACAACAUCUACCCCGGCCUGGGCAUGUUCGCCAAAGGCUACGGCAAGAACAACGAGCCCCUCCGAGGCUACAUCCUGACCUUCGGUAUCGCUCUGGCCUUCAUCCUCAUCGCCGAGUUGAACGUAAUUGCGCCCAUCAUCUCCAACUUUUUCUUGGCGUCCUACGCCUUGAUCAACUUUUCUGUGUUCCAUGCAUCACUGGCUAACUCACCAGGCUGGCGUCCCAGCUUCAAAUACUACAACAUGUGGGUUUCUCUUGCUGGAGCUAUACUGUGCUGUGUGGUGAUGUUUGUCAUCAACUGGUGGGCUGCUCUUCUGACCAACGUCAUUGUUAUGGGUCUCUUUAUCUACGUCAGCUACAAGAAGCCAGAUGUGAACUGGGGCUCAUCGACCCAGGCUCUGACCUACCACCAGGCCCUGACCCACACUCUGCACCUCAGCGGAGUGGAGGACCACAUCAAGAACUUCAGACCCCAGUGUUUGGUGAUGACUGGCUACCCCAACUCUCGUCCAGCUAUUCUUGACCUGGUGCACAGCUUCACCAAGAAUGUGGGCCUGAUGAUCUGCGGUCAUAUUCGCACGGGCUACAGAAGGCCAAACUUCAAAGAUCUGGCCACAGACCAGGCCCGGUACCAGCGCUGGCUGUUGAAGAAUGAGACCAAGGCCUUCUACACGCCGGUGUUUGCUGAGGACAUGAGGCAGGGCACACAGUACCUGCUCCAGGCUGCCGGCCUGGGUCGCCUCAAGCCGAACACACUGGUGCUGGGCUUCAAGAACGACUGGAGGGAUGGCGACAUGAUGAACGUGGAGACUUACAUCAGCAUGAUCCAUGAUGCCUUUGACUUCCAGUUUGGUGCUGUUAUUCUGCGACUGAAAGAGGGCCUGGAUGUGUCCCAUAUCCAAGGACAAGAUGAUUUGCUGUCCUCCCAGGAGAAGUCCUCAGGGAUGAAAGAUGUGAUCGUGUCCAUAGACACCAGCAAAGACUCUGACGCCGAUUCAUCCAAGCCGUCCUCCAAAGCCACCAGCCUCCAGAACAGUCCGGCUAUACAGAAAGAUGACGACGACGACGGCAAAGCUACAACUCAGCCCCUGUUGAAAAAAGACAAGAAGAGUCCGACUGUACCGCUGAAUGUGUCUGACCAGAGGCUGCUGGAGGCCAGCCAGCAGUUCCAGAAGAAGCAAGGAAAGGGCACAGUGGACGUCUGGUGGCUGUUUGAUGAUGGAGGUCUGACCCUGCUGAUCCCCUACCUCCUGACCAACAAGAAGAGGUGGAAGGACUGCAAGAUCCGCGUCUUCAUUGGAGGCAAGAUCAACAGGAUUGAUCACGACCGCCGAGCGAUGGCCACUCUGCUGAGCAAGUUCAGGAUAGACUUCUCGGAUAUCACCGUGCUGGGAGACAUAAACACCAAGCCCAAGAAGGAGCACACGGCGGCCUUUGAGGAGAUGAUCGAGCCGUAUCGGCUGAAGGAAGACGACAUGGAGCAGGAGGCGGCGGAGAGGCUGAAAAACAGCGAACCCUGGAGGAUCACCGACAAUGAGCUGGAGCUGUACCGCGCCAAGACUAAUCGUCAGAUCAGACUCAACGAACUGCUGAAGGAGCACUCAAGCACAGCCAACCUCAUCGUCAUGAGCCUGCCGUUGGCCAGGAAGGGGGCGGUGUCCAGCGCUCUGUACAUGGCCUGGCUGGAGGUGUUGUCUAAGGACCUGCCGCCCAUGCUCCUGGUGCGUGGCAACCACCAGAGUGUCCUCACCUUCUACUCUUAAAUCCACGCACGGAGAAGAAAAUCCAAGUUUUUAAGUCUCACAUCCACUUCUGCUUCUGGGAGCAGAUCCACAUACACAUCCCAGUUCCAGUCCAAACCUAGAGGUGCACCACAUACACUCCAGAGACGGUAGAAAACACAGCCACUGAUGGAAACAAUGCUGGCAAUAUGAAUAAAGAUGAAGGUAGUGAUAUUGGAUGAGAUGUGUAAAAGCCCUACAAGUGAUAGAGGAAUGUCAGGGUUGGGGCGGGGGGUGGUUGUAAGGUUGGCCACUCUGCUCCUUUCUUUCUAUUUAUUCCAAGAUGUCUGGGUUUUUCUCUUGUAGCUCUAGUUUCUUCUAAUUUCCUCAUGAAAAUUUAAGUUUUGUCAAAGUUGAUUUCUCUCAGGCUCCAAAGCAGUCGUGCACAAUGUCCACAUUGUUCUCAUGAUAUGGAAUAUCUUGAUGUCAUACUUGUUAAGCAAAUUGGACCAGUUGUUGUGUUUGUGAUGCAGCAAUAAUCACCCUGUUGUUUUCCUUAAAUAUUGGGAGAGAACCAUGCAGAAAGCUUUGCAACACCGUCUAAAGCCUUAUGGAUGUGCCUUCCAGUUGAAUCAGAUGAAAUAAUUAUAAUCUCUAUCUAGAUUGACAAUAUUACCUAUUCUACUGGUAUAUAUUGAUUAUAAUAGUUAGUUUUACUGAGUUUUAAAUGUGAUUCUUUCUUAGUUGGAGCAUUGUAUUUAUGCGAGUGGAUUGCAUGAAUUUAAUGAAGGGUGUCCACUUGAUUGCAUGAAGACUUUCUCUGUCGUUUCUCUUUCACCCUAAUCAACGUGUUUAUUUUGGUUUUUUAUUUUUUAUUCACUUUUGAGUCUUCCUUUUUAAAGCUGUUGAAUAUUUACAAUAGCCUCAGCUACUCGACACAAGACACAAUUUAUCUUUUAGGCGCGUCGCCUAAAAAAAAUGUUUGUACGGGUCUUAAAUUUAAGAUCUUGUUGUUUGUCAGAAAAGAUGUGAACAUAGUUUCCCGUUAGCCUUGUCAGGUGGAAAGACUAUCUCUCCCGUGUAGCUGCUGAUCGACUAAAUUAAGUAUUUCUUUCAACAACUGUUUCUGUGUCCACGUGUAUGGUUCUUCCCCUGAAAAGAAACGGCUCGACCCAACUAGCUAGUUAAAACCUUGCCUUAAUGCUAGAACUAACGAUUGUCAGGAGUUCCUUUUCUCUUAUAAGCCAUACUGGCUGGACGGUUUGUGGGUAAAUGCAGAUAGCGAUCCAUUGGUAGCGUGUUAGCACAGUUGUCUCGACUGUAUCUUACUUUUCCUCCCGUAGUCCACCCGCAUUAGUCUGUUACAGUGCUUACUGUAGGCCUGCGUGUUGCUGGUGAAGUGACUAAUCAACAGAUGGUAACAUAUAUUCCACUUUGCCAGCGUUGGUGCCACAGUAGUCUUGGGUUUUGCACUCCUGUCUCGCUGCUUGUUUGUCUGGGUGUAUGAUGGACUGCUGGUCUCCCAUUCCCACAAAGCCUAGAAGAGCAGAGAGAAUGAACGACACGCAAGCUUCACACUGGAAGACUUGCUGGCAGGAAGAAUGUGACGUUAGAAUGUGUCGAGGCUGAGUGAAGAUAUACCUCUAUGCAUUUGAGCUUGUGUUGCGUAAGUACUUGUUUGCUCCUUCACGUGAAAGGAUCUACUCGCCUCAGUUCAUAAGGAACACUUUAGGCAAGUUCCUUUCCUUUACACUAGUUAUUUUCUACAAGAACACUUGCUUGUAGUCUUUUUAAGGGUACCGUGGCUUUAAGAAAAGCCAUGAAUAGAUCAUUUCACAGUUUUAAACACUGAGGUUCUCAAUAGGUCAAAUGUAUUCCCCUGUUCUAACCUGGUCAUAGAGAUGUCGACUUGGCCAGAUUAUUUUAAACCUGAAACAGGUUUCUGAUGUUACUAAUUGGCACCUGCUACUUUUUGCAGUGGCAAGGUUACAUUUAUUCUGGCGGUGUGUUCAGACUGAAUGCAAAGUGAACUUUAGAAGCGCUGCCCUUGCUUAGAAAAACAAUACACAAUGAACAAAGACACAGGUGGAUGGAAGUUCACACUGGGCAGCCCGGAGUGAGGCAAAAAUCCACAGGAGCUGAAACUGAUGCUCACCCCAAGUACGACUUCCAAUUCAUGAAAAUAGGAAGGCUAGAAAACAAUCUGAUGAGUCUUUAGACAGGUUACAGCAAACAUCUGUACAACAAUUAAAGGCAAUUUCACAUCAAAUUUGCAUGAAUAACUGAAUUGGCUUAAGUAGCACCACAUAAAUGUUCUAUUUGAGUGAAUUGCCCUGCAAAAUGAAUCAUUCUGUUGACAUCAUUAAUAACAUGAGGCCAUGGUAUAAGAGGGAUAAUGCACAGCUCAUUGUGGAUUAUCCCAGACUUCCCGUGUAAUGUCAGCAGUUAACAGGAAAGUGAACUUGGACCUAAACUGCAACACAAUUCGAAAGAAAAGGUCUAUUAUGGCCACUGAGGAUUAUGGAUAUUGUUAAAAACUGCCACAAGACUAAUGUAAUAAAACAGGGUUUUCUUUAUUUGUUAUGUACCUUUCUCUGCGUUUCCCCCAGAAACAGGCAGGUUUAGCAUUUACCUCGUGACUUUCAUGUACUUAUGUCCUUUACUGUAUGCAAUUUCAACAGAGGAAUGUGACACGAUUCUUAGGUUAGUUGAAUGUACUGUAUUAUAACGAACACUACCGCUAGGAGUUAGCAUACAUUGUGUCCUUUUGUUUUCCAUUCUUCUCAUGAAUAUGAAUUGUUUCCUGCUUAGACUGCAGUUAGCACAGUGCAGUGUACCGUGUCAGCUUCACUGUUCAUACAGCUGCAUCCCAUCAUUCAACACUGUGCUGUUGUUAUGAGUGUAUAUAAGCAUUCAGUACAUACACAUUAACUAUAUACACUCUCAUGGUCACCGGUGUAUUAAAUAUACCCUGAGUACUUUCCAAGUAUGUGAAGCGCAUGUACUGAGUGAACAACUGUAACCCUUUUUCUAACUUUGAAGGCACAGUCAAAGACGAUCCCCGGUUCAUUCACGGCACACAACAGGGCCCCCGAAAUGCCACAAUAUCUUCCCAGCUCAUUGUUAGUGUUAGCGGACGUGUCCGGGUCGGGGUUUAGACCCAACCCACGACAGACAUGUUGACAACCAGACCAGGACGCUGCCCCAUCUAAUUCGACUGAAUUUAAUUUUCACCUUGGUUUAAGGAACCAAGUGGAUCCGUAAAUGUAUGCACUGUGUGUUGUGUGUUUAAACUGAAAGAAAGACAAAACUAAGUACUUUAUAUUUGACCCAAACGAGGGACUAAAAGUCACGAUAUCUCUUCCUUUGCUGCUUUGAUUUUGCUGUUUCUUGAGAUUCACGAGACUUUAUUAAAGUGCAACACUAAAUCACUGCAGGGCCUUUUAAUCACCAGUAGCAUUUCAACGCUACAGUGGAUUGAUGCCUCUCAGUGCCGGUAUUGCAAAAUGCACAAAUCAGCUGUGCAUUGAUUUCUUACGUAGUAACUGCUAAAAGCAUAUACUGUGACCGUUCUUGAACAGUUCAUACUGUACUUUCUGUCAGAUUUGUUUGUAGUAUACAUUUUGGACAGCACCGGUUUCAAAACUUUGGUGAGCUAGUGGGACAUUCUGACAUCUGGGGGCGCUCUUGUGCACUAUAACAAAGUCAAGGACUGUAUCUUUAAACUCGAUCAUUGUUCUGCUGUGAAGCACUCACUCUCUUACUGUUACAGAGCAACAACGUUACAAACAAGACCACGGGUUACUCUAUAUUUGUAUAAUAAAGAAUAUAUAUAUGCCUAUAUAUACACAUAUAUAAAUGUAUCAGUCCGACCUGGAGGGGAUCUUUGUCUUGGAUAUGUCACAUUAAGUGAAACGCAAGGACCUCCUGUCAACAUUUUACAACCAAAUAAUAGUGUAUGUGUGUGUUGUUUUCUUCAUUUAUGUCCUGAUAGAUAGAUUCUGAAGCCUGUCUGACGAUACUACUGUGUUCUACUGAAGAAACCAAAUGUCACCUGUACUCACAUGUCAGCCGCCAUCUCAUCAUUUGACAUCUCCUAAUUAUUGUAUGUAUUUUUUGCCAAAGCCCACCUUCCUCUCCAGUCCCCAUCAGUCAUGUGUCAAGUGAUGAUGAUGGAUGAUAGUGUAAUAAAAUCAAACUGGUCUUUAUAUCUCAUGGUGGUCGACGUCGUCCACACUGCAAACGUAAACUAACCUGUAAAUAAACGUAGUAGUCUAAUGGCAUAAAUUAAGGGAGAGGAUUAAUUAUGUCGAAUUUCAAUAUGGAGAAAGAUAUUUAUUUUAGUUUCUAAUUUUCUCCGCUUUUUUUUUGGUUUUGUCUUUAAUAUCUUGGAUUUGGUUGUAAGUUAAUUUGCAUGUUGAUUUUUUUUUUCUUUUAUUGUUUUGUUGCCUUUUGAUUUUAGCAAAUUGUGUCUUUUUUCUCUUUUUGAGUCUGUGUAUUUCUAUCUUUUCAAUGCCUUUGAAGAAAAGACAUGACAACAAAAGCAGAUCAAACCUGUUUUCUCCUGCUUUCACACAAACGUGGAUGGAAUCGACCCAGCUGGUUGAAGCAGUAAUGUUUUGAUACACUGUACUGUUAACAGUCACAGAUAUGCUUUUUCUAACAUUUUAACAUUUAUGAUUACCAAUACUUUGUACAUCUUUAUUGCAAUAAAUAAAUCAAAUGAAAUCCAUUA